Messenger RNA from Carya illinoinensis, 1060 nucleotides. RefSeq lists its product as uncharacterized. The record is from RefSeq and is a predicted model, not a curated record. Bases 25 to 963 code for a protein of 312 amino acids. Lineage: Eukaryota; Viridiplantae; Streptophyta; Magnoliopsida; Fagales; Juglandaceae. Gene Ontology annotation, molecular function: polysaccharide binding. The transcript is spliced from 3 exons.
UUCUGGCUCUCUCUCUCUCUCUCAAUGACGAGAUCAGGUGUGUCGCUCCUCCCUGCAGGACUCACCGCCGUUAUUGUUCUAGUACUGCUAGUCCAUCAAACUUUCGGCGUUAAGGACGGUGAUCACUGUGCUACUUCCUGCGGCAAUAUCCACAACAUAAGUUCUCCGUUUCGAUUGAGAGACCAGCCAGCAAACUGCGGCAAACCAGAUCACAAUCUGUCAUGUGAGGACGAUCAAACUGUGCUAUACUUAUUUGGCGGAAAAUAUUACGUACAGGAAAUCAAUUACAGUAACCAAACAAUACGACUUGUGGAAUCGGGUAUUCAGAAGGAUAAUUACUCCUCUAUCCCUCGUUAUUUUCUUAAUUACGACACAUCCGACAAGUAUCCAUAUUUUUUCUCUGAUCGGAACUAUAGUGCGGUGGCUUUUUUGAAGUGUGAAAAACCAAUGAAUUCAGGGAUCUAUCUGAACAAAUCUACUUGCUUUGAGAGUGGAGUGUAUUCCGCGUCCAACUCUACUAAUAAUUUGACCCAAUCCAAGCUGGGGUUUGAUUAUGUUACAUAUGGGUGGACGAAAGCAAGCGAUGUUGUGGAUGAAUCGUGCCAAGUAGAGCAGAUUGUUUGGACAUCGGAGCAAGGCCUAUUACCAGAUGAUGAUGAUGAAAGAAACUUCUCCUGUACAGACUACCACAACAAAUUGGCCUAUGGUUUUCAGCUUGUAUGGGACUACGCCAGUGGACGUUGUAUGAAUAGGUGUGGCAAAGUGGUUGAUUGCAGCGUCGACCCGAAUGGCACAUUAGUCUAUAUAAGCGACGACGGAUCAUGUACUGGACUCCCUAAAGAACUAUUUUGGUUAUACAAAGGAUUCCGCGGCAUACUACGUACUUUAUACGAGGGUGAGGUUAAUCUCUUUAAUUCUCAAAAAGAUAUUGUAAUUUCAAGCAUAUAUAUGAUAUUAGGAUGAAAUUGGCUUAGAAUAAAGAAUUUUCUUAGUUAAUUAUCCAAUUUAGAAUGAAGAAUUUUCUUUGAUGUACUCUUAAAAUUAUUUAUUUAAGUAUUCA